This is a messenger RNA of Frankliniella occidentalis (western flower thrips), 1654 nucleotides long. RefSeq names its product RAB6A-GEF complex partner protein 2. Lineage: Eukaryota; Metazoa; Arthropoda; Insecta; Thysanoptera; Thripidae. The transcript is spliced from 9 exons. The coding region runs from base 219 to 1385 and encodes 388 amino acids. Gene Ontology annotation, cellular component: Ric1-Rgp1 guanyl-nucleotide exchange factor complex; Golgi membrane. Gene Ontology annotation, biological process: retrograde transport, endosome to Golgi. The record is from RefSeq and is a predicted model, not a curated record.
GAAGUAGGGUUAGGUUAAACCAUUCUCAAAAGUGUUGACACUUGACUUGACACCUAUGCAAGCAAAUUGCUACGCGAUAACAACAUUGUGUAUUUGGCACAACAAAAUAAGUGAUGUUGGAGAAUACUGCGACUAUCACGGACUUUUAAGGUUCUUUCAAAUUCGAAGUGUUCAAAUCAUUCCCUUAUUAAUAGUGUUGUGAAAUCUUUAAAGAAAAAAUGAUUGAAGCCGUAGCCUCCUUACUUACUGGACCAGUUUAUUUGUCUGGAGAAAAUGUUGAAUGUAGCAUAACUUUCACCAAUCCUCCAGUCCCACAACACAAAACAUCUCAAAGUUAUAGUGAUGGGUUAGAAAGCCUCGCAUGGGCAAGUGCUCAGAUUCACUGCCAGUGUUCAACAAAUGGCAAAGUUACACAUCCCAAAACGAACACUUUGGCUGCCGAAGAAUUGUCCAUUACUAAUAAGGAUACAUCAUUUGCACCAUGCAGAGGAGAAAAUGGUCACGUUGUGCUGUCUACCAAACCCAAAAUUUUAUUUUGUGAUUUGAGGCUUGCCCCAGGAGAAAGCAGGACCUAUGUUUAUCGUGAAAUUCUUCCAAGUGAGGCCCCACCUUCAUAUAGGGGUCAAGCUGUGAAAUACUCAUACAAAAUAACUGUAGGGAUGCAGAGAGUAAACUCUCCAAUAAAAUUAUUGAGAGUUCCAUUUCGGGUUCUAGUAGUCAACGGUCUUCCUGAUAUCAGUGUCUGUGGGGACAGUGAGGAUUUAGCACCAAGCAACCCAUUUUUAGAGACUGAGGAGAAAGAAACUCCUCUUGAUAUUGCUCUUCAAGUUUUGCAGAACAUCACAGCACGAAGAACUCCUAACUUUUACAACAUAACAAAUCAAAGAGGGAAAGUUGUUCGAUUUUGUAUCUUCAAAAACUCUUAUAAACUUGGGGAGGAUAUAGUGGGAACCUUUGACUUCUCAGCCACAACUGUACCCUGUGUGCAGUUUUCAGUUACUCUUCAAAGUGAAGAAGAAAUUGCAGCUGACAGCCGUCGCUGGGCAAAACAGGCCUCGGCUGUUGUGUCAUACAGCAAGCAUCAUGAAGUUUGUUUGAAUUUAAAAUACUCCCAACUGAUUUUACCUAUCCCACUUCACAUAACUCCAGCUUUUACAACUCCAUUAGUAACUUUAAAGUGGCGUCUUCACUUUGAGUUUGUCACAACUACAACAGCUCUUAGCCAGCAGGUGAGCAGUGACAUUAAAAGCAACAUGUGGCAAGGCCCAGGUUCAUUAGAUAUUGAAACAAUGGUUUGGAAUCUUCCUGUUAAUAUAUACCCUACAACACCAUCACAAGUUGCUCAAGGCUUACAAGCCCAAACAAAGCAUACUAUUAGCAUCUAAUUAGGACAGAGACUUUGUAACUUCAACCUGUUAUAUUAUGUCUAAAUAAGAGGGAUAUGUUUUGUUUUAUUAUAUAUUUUAUUAUCAACUCAAUUUAGGAAAUUAUAAAUAUUCAACUUGUUACAACAUGUGUAUAAAAACUCUGACAAUAACAUUACAUAACUUCUAUCUAGGUAAAUGUAUUGGUAAAUCACUACCUACCUAAGUAAUCUAAAAUAGAUGUUGUCUCUGAGCAAGAUCAGUUCAAAUAAAAUACUUCUGAUUUACAA